UUAACUGUUCUUUGUGAACAGCAGGACUACAGCUACAUCACAGGGCUACACAGUGACUGCCGGAGAUAGGAGGCAGGUUUAGCAAACAGCUGGACGGGACCGCUGAUUCCAGAGAAGAAACGGUCAGCAACUGGCGACCUGAACAACCUGAAGAUGUUCGUUCUGACGGUGUUUGUUCUGCUGGGACUGCUGAGCUGGACUCAAGCUGCGUCUGGUGAUCCGUGGGGCCUGUGUCCACACAGAAAGUGUAAGGACAAGUUUGGAGACGGGUCAUGUGACAGAGAGUGUAUGGAGCCCGACUGCCUCAGAGACGGCUUCGAUUGCCUUAAGGACAGGGGACACUGCAAUCCGGGCCACAUCCAGUACUGUCGCGAUCAUUACGCUAACUCCCACUGCGAGCAGGGAUGUGACAGCGCCCCCUGUGGAUGGGACGGCAGCGAUUGCUUCAAACACCAGAGCGCUGUGUGGGCCAAAGGCACCCUGGUCGUCCACACAAACCUUCCACAGCAACGGGGCGCAAUCUCCAACAGCUCCCUGCUCUGGGCACUCAGCGUCCUCCUCCAGUCGCCACUCAAGCUGAGAGGCUCCGCCCCCCUCGCCACUAACAGGAACCUGUUUGACUUCGACCCUCAGCAGCUCGCCACCCUGCUGGCUCAGGCGUCAGCGGCUGACUCUAAUGGCUCCCUCCUUUUCCUCCAAGUGGACAACAGGCCGUGCACCCGUCUGCCCUCUACCUGUUUCCCGAAUGCCCCAAGUGCCGCCAGUUUCCUGCGUGCCGUAAUGUUGCUAAAGCCCAGCUCUAUCCCCACCCUCCCACAGCUGAAGGCCAUCAUCCGUAUUAGAGGUGUCCGAGUGGAAAUAGGAAGCAGAGAGGAGGAAAAGGUCAAAGAGGAAGUCAAAGAGAGUGGAGAGUCGACGCCGGCGUGGCUCUGGGCCGUGAUUGCCGUAGCGAUCGCCCUGCUGCUGGGGCUCACCCUGGUGGUGUUCCUGGUGGUGAGGAGGGUGAGGCAGCAGCGGGCAGAGAGGGAGGGAGCUAACAGGGUGAGACACCGCUCCACGGUCACAGACAAUGACCCCAAAUCAAAGGCCUUGACGCCGCACGCUGCCCACCAGGAGCAGAGGGUCAGAUCCAUCAGAGAGAAAGAGAAGCUCAGCUUGAGGAAAAAGAAGAAAGCAAAGGAAGCGGAAAAGAAGAGAAGGAGGGAACCGCUGGGGGAGGACGCCAUACGAAUGCGACCUCUGAAAAGGGACCAGGAUAUAGGAAGUGACACAGACUUUACCCAGAGUUCAAUGGAAGACAUCAAUGCCAGAUGCUCCAGACGACAGGAGGACGCCUCCAUCUGUGACCACCGGAGCCCGGAGCAGAAACACUACCGGGCCGGGACCUCGCAGCCCCGCAGACCUGUACAGCCUCCACCUAGAGGAUGGGAGAGGAAUGCCAUGCCUCCUCCUCUGCUCAGUCCUCCCCAGCAGUCUGCAGAGUGGUGUGGCCCUGAUGGUUCUGUGGUUCUGAUCCGAGCGGUGCGGAGUGGGCUGGACAGAGUGGUCUUGGAGCUGCUGCGAGCAGGAGUACCAGUCAACAACACUGACCAUACUGGGAGAUCAGCCCUGCACUGGGCAUGCUCAGUAAACCACCUCUCCCUAACAAGGACUCUGAUUCGCUACGGGGCCGCUGUGGACCUGCAGGACAACAAGGGUGAGACGCCACUCUUCCUCUCCGCCAUCCAUGGAUGCUACGACACAGCCAGACUCCUCCUUCUUCAUGGCGCCAACCUGGAGCUGCACGAUCGGAGAGGACGCCGUCCAAUCGACAUGGCCAGAGAGGGCAUGCAUCACCAGGUCCUGGAGCUCCUAUUGGCUCACCAGAUCCAGAGAGGGCCUGUUCCCGUCGACUCGGCCAAUGAUAUGAUGUGGGAGGAGCGCGCUAUGAUGUACUCACCAUGGGUUGGAACACAAGGCCUGCCCGGAAGAAGUGCCUCCUUCUCUGGGAUCAUAGGGCACCGAGACAUGACCCCACCUCCACAAAAUGAUUGGUCGAUGAGCCGAGUGCAGUACCCCGCCCCUCAAAACUGGCGACCACAGCUCAACCAAUCAGCAACGGCACUGGUCCCUCCGAGAGUCAUGGGCCGCUCCCCUCGGCCAAUCAGCACCUUACAGGAGGUGACCUCAGAAGACGAGGAUCGCGACAGGCAUCACGAAGCCCCCAGAGCUGCGACGCCUCACUUCCUGUCGCCCCAGCCUGCACCUCGGCAGCGUUCCUUUUCCUGCACCCAGCAUGCACUGCAGCGCCGCUCCAGUGGCCACCAGCCAGAGCCCAAUUACAUCAUUGUGACAGACAGAACAGCCAACGAGCCCAUAGAAAGAGUAGUGGUUUCACCUCCCACAGAAGCAGCCGCCCAAUCAGAACGCCAUAUAGCAGGAAACGGUGACACGCCCAGCAGAGCAGAACACGCAGCAGCGAGUUUGACAAAUUCAGAGCAGAAAUCCAGAGGUGAGAGGUCAAACAACACGGCUGAAUCCACACAAACAGCCCUGUAGAGGACAGAAGCUGGCAGCUGCCUUUCUGUUCAGCCCAUAAGAAAAGCAUUAAGGAAGCUACUGACAGGGGCGCUGAGUUUUAGUUUGGCAGAAUCCCAAAACUGGAGGGAGUUUAAUAUUGAUUGACUGUUAUUUCGGGACCUUUAUAAUUAUCCAGCAUGCAUCCGUUUGGAUGUCCCCUGACAGAUUUGCUUGUUAUUUCUUACAUUCCUGUCAAAUUAAUACACAGUAGCACUUCCCAAAUCACCUUCCCUGUUUUCACCCAGUCUUGCAUAAAUUAUUAAUAUUAUAUUUUUUACUAGGGAGGGAGAUUUGACUCCUCGUACAUUCUCUUUUAAAUGACACAGUCAGAUAGGUAACAGAGAUGAAUGAAAAUCAAAUGUGUCACAGUCACACACACACAGUCCUGCGAAUCUGGUUGCUAAAUAUUGUAAUAUAUUCACAUUGCCUAGACAUCUAACAGGCUGUAUUCUGAUUAUUGUGGAAACAAUCAAGAGAAAUCUUUAUUAAAAACAUGUGCACAGAUGCACAUAGUUGUCAGAGUCCUGCUGAUGCAUGCAAUAAAGUCACUUUUCAUGCAAUGAAUAUGGAUUUUUAUUAUAAUUUCUUCAAAUUCACUUUCAUCAUAGUGAGGCAGGGCUGAAGCUGCUGGAGUUUCUCUGUUUCUUUAGGAGCCCUCCAGUAGAAAACGGAGACUCUGUACUGCUGAAUACCUGCUGCAGAAAUUCCUGACUCUGCUGUGAUGUUGAGCCAGUAAAAAAGCUCCCAGCUACCUGAUCCAACAGAUUUCUCCAAAGUUUAGAAUCACUUUCAGUUGGUGACCCCAUAAUCUACAACCAGAGAUCUUACAUUUAAGUAGAGAUGAUUCAGAGCUUCACUGCAUGCAGCUUUUCAUCACCACUGUGAAAUGUGAGAAUGGGCUGUAUGUGUUUUAUGUCUCUCUCUGGCAUGUAGGGAUUUGAAGAAUUUUAGGAAUGGAGAAGUUUUUAAGGGGUUUCCAAUCACCAAACAAUUUGCAGUCACCUUUCACUUUAUUUUCAACAAACCCUUAUUUUCAAUCAGUUUAAACUUUAAAAUAAGCACAUUCCUCUUUUUGUAUGUACCACAUUACACAAAGUGAAAGAGAUGUCACUAGAUGGCAUAUUUUAAAACUUCAUGGCUAAUCACUAUAAUUUAAAUUAAACUUGUUUUGUUUUUUUGAACACUUAAUGUUAUGACAUUAGGUUUCAUAUGCACACAAUAUCUGCAGCACCAUCGACUUAUAUUAACCCUCCUGUACUCUUGGGGUCCUUUUUGACACCAAAUCAUUUUUAACAUACGAUUAAUAUAGGUUAAGUUUCAUACUUUCACAUCACACCUGUGGUCAAAAAGGACCCCAUGACAUUAGACUGGUUUUAGGACAUGUAGAAAAAAAUCAUGACCAACUAUUUUUCACAUUUCAAGGCAACUCAUGACCAACACAUUGACAUAUAAUUUGCAUAUUUUUUUCAUUAUUAUUGGUCCAUUUAAGUCAAAUAUUCAAAAUUAGGUCUCAUAUCAAGAGAAAAAAAAGUAAUAAAACCUGAAUAUUUUUUUCAAUAGUAAUAGUGGAAAGAAAUCUUGAUGGGAAUGCAAUGUUUUGAAAACACUGUACAUUUUUAGAUGACAGCAAAAAAAAGUACACAAGGGCACACAAGGGUUAAUCUCUAGUUCACACCAAUUGAUCGGGUUAUAUUUGCAGAGCUGGCACGUGCCUGAUUCACACCUGCACGCGCCAGCAAAGAUCAAAGGAUGUCUGGAUUGAGCGCAUUUAGCACAUUUGAAUCAAAUAUUCUACUUCAUCAACCCACAGUUUCAAGCAACAAAGAUUUUCAGAAACUACAAUAAUCUCGUCACAGGGAUACCAUCUUUAUUAUCACUAUUAUCAUUGUUUAAUUCACACACAAAAAAUAACCAAAAGAAUCCUGGCCAACUGGGCUGUCAUUUGCAUUUUUUUAGCCUGGCCCAAUCCAGUCUCCCUGUAUAUUUUGCCUUCACACCAAAUUUCUUUAGAUGCCAUGUGGUUGAAGCUCUUUCUCGUGGGAAAAGAGGAAGCGGCGCUGCAUUUACAGUUUUACUAUCUGUUAAAACUGAUACAUCAUUGGAGAGGGGAGACACUUCCCACUUUCCCACGUGCAUCCACAGACGAUUGAAAUGCAAAUGAGUCACAGACCGAAAUAUUUUCUCUGCUGUAUGAACCGCUCAUCAAAUGAAUGCAAAUAAAUGCUCGCAGCAUAACAUCUGUUUUACGCACGCCAAAAACACCUCAUUCCAUCAGUAAAUAAUGAUUUUGACCAUAACAGUGAUUCCUACUCUUAAUUAAAUCUCUAUUUGAAUGGGCAAAACGUUUUUUUACUGUCGAUUUCAAAGUAGGAAGCUAUGACUUUACGCACGGGAAUGGCACCAUUUACGCAUGGCUUCCACUGACUAUAUACUUAAAUGUAGUUAUAAUUCUUACAUAUUCUUAUAUUUAAAGAUGAAAUUGACACUUUGGAGAUUAAAUGGCUAAAUGUUUCUUAAUGUAUGUAUGUUUUUAAUAUUCCUGGAUGUUUUAACCAGCUGUAUGUUUGUUAUAGUUUUUUGAAGUGAGGAUUAAGCCUGUUACAUUGUGUGAAACGUCACUGCAUGGCGCCUUUCAUCCUCUCGUGCACACUUAUGCACGGAAGACACGUGCCAGCAAACAAUCAAUUAACACAUACGCAUCGUUUAGUGAUUUUUCAUUUUGUU
Molecule: messenger RNA, 5283 nt
Organism: Centropristis striata (black sea bass)
Lineage: Eukaryota; Metazoa; Chordata; Actinopteri; Perciformes; Serranidae
Gene: notchl
Product: notch receptor, like
Exons: 11
Coding region: 154-2538 (794 amino acids)
Biological process (GO): multicellular organism development; cell differentiation; Notch signaling pathway
Cellular component (GO): membrane
Molecular function (GO): protein binding
Source: RefSeq, a predicted model, not a curated record